AUGCCAGGGGCCGUGCUGACCCCGAACUGCAGGAAGUGCGUCAGCCAAGUCGUCCGUUUUUCCUGGCCGCGUCGCCCUUCGACCCCGGAAGUGGGGGCUCGGCAGGGCGGUGUUGACGCUGGAAUAAAGAUGGCGGCGUGCGGAGGCGACGGCCGCGCUUCCCGUUCCGCGCCCUCGUGUGGGGCGCUUCUUCUCUUGGCGGCUCUUCUGUGGGGCGGCUCGGCGCGGGCCCGCGUCCACCACCUCGUUCUCAAGGAUGACGUGCGGCAGAAAGUUCAUCUUAAUACGUUUGGCUUCUUCAAGGAUGGCUCUAUGAUGGUCACCGUCCACAACCUCUCAGUUGACCGGAACCACCUGGUGGGAUUCACUUUAGACCGGACACGGAAUGAUGGAUUCUCCACUUACCUGGAUGAAAAAUUGGAUUAUUGCAUUUUGAAUAAAACGUCACCCGAUUUUUCCAUCAAAAUCCUACUUGUGAACUUCACAGAUUAUAGUGUGAAAAUCAAGCCCAAAAUGGAAACAUCCCAGCUGCCCAGAAUAGUCUUCGUAGUCAACGGGACUGCACAGUCGGGGACUGCUCCUGCCAAGGGCGCGUCUGCGGAGGAGGCGCCGCCACAGAACAGCGAGACGAAGCAGGCACCCUCCAAAAAUGUGUCAGCAACUCAGGUGGCCGCUGAGAAGUCGCAUCCCUUCCAGAACUUAACCGGUGGCCUUUCUUUCCAGUUUUUCUUCAACGUCUCGGAGACCCAAGAGGGCCUUUACAGCCUCUACUUCCACAAAUGCGUUGCCAAGAGCACGCUGAACGAGCCCUUCAGCCUGGAUAUAGAGAUUCAGGAGAAGAACCCUGGCAGCUACCUCUCUGCAGGAGAAAUCCCUCUCCCCAAGCUCUAUGUUUCAAUGGCGCUCUUCUUCUUCGUCUCUGGAGUAGUGUGGAUCCACAUCCUUCGGAAACGCAGGGCUGACGUGUUCAAGAUUCACUGGCUGAUGGCUGCUCUUCCUUUCACCAAGUCCCUCUCUUUGGUUUUCCAUGCAAUUGACUAUCACUACAUAUCCACACAAGGCUUCCCCAUUGAAGGCUGGGCUGUGGUCUACUACAUCACUCACCUACUGAAGGGCGCCCUGCUAUUCAUCACCAUCGCCCUCAUUGGCACUGGCUGGGCUUUUAUUAAGCACAUCCUUUCGGACAAGGACAAGAAGAUCUUCAUGAUUGUCAUCCCGCUGCAGGUCUUGGCAAAUGUGGCCUACAUCAUCAUAGAAUCAACAGAAGAAGGCACGACAGAAUACAGUUUGUGGAAAGAGAUCCUUUUCCUAGUAGACUUGCUUUGCUGUGGGGCCAUCCUGUUUCCAGUCGUAUGGUCAAUAAGACACUUACAGGAGGCUUCUGCAACAGACGGCAAAGCUGCCAUUAACCUAGCAAAGCUGAAGCUGUUUAGACAUUACUACGUCAUGAUUGUGUGUUACAUUUACUUCACACGGAUCAUUGCCAUCUUCAUCAGGAUCGCAGUUCCAUUCCAAUGGAAAUGGCUUUAUCAGGUCCUGGAUGAAAUGGCCACCUUGGUGUUCUUCAUCCUAACUGGAUACAAGUUCCGGCCUGCCUCGGACAAUCCUUACUUACAGCUCUCUCAGGAUGACGAGGACGACUUGGACAUGGAGGCCGUGGUGACGACUACAGGCGUCAUGGAGGGCAUGAAGAAAGUGAAGAAGGUGGUAAACGGCUCAGCGGAGUCCCGAGGGGAUUGGGAAAGCACCGCAUGAUGGAUGGAUUCUUUUUCUCCCUCCCCGCCCCCUCCCCCCUGCCCCUUAGGACAAGGCAGCACUUUCAGAGAAACUCUAAUUUAUUGAUCUUUUACUUUCUCAACGGAAAGGGAGCUUGCUAAGCUUCCUGACAUCGAAACUGGAGAAUGAAACAGGGGAGGCGGCGGAGAGGCAGGGGCGACAUUCUACAGAGAGCAAAA
Euleptes europaea (tarantolino) is the source of this 1955-nucleotide messenger RNA. RefSeq names its product G protein-coupled receptor 107 (gene GPR107). Gene Ontology annotation, biological process: clathrin-dependent endocytosis. Gene Ontology annotation, molecular function: clathrin heavy chain binding. Lineage: Eukaryota; Metazoa; Chordata; Lepidosauria; Squamata; Sphaerodactylidae. Gene Ontology annotation, cellular component: membrane; clathrin-coated vesicle; Golgi apparatus. The record is from RefSeq and is a predicted model, not a curated record.